ACUUGUUCCCAAUUCGUCAUGCCCCGUCCGAACCAGUCGAAGACGUACGCGACGCCGCGCCGGCCGUUCGAGAAGGAGCGCCUCGACCACGAGAUGCAGAUCAUCGGCAAGUACGGCCUCAAGAACAAGCGCGAGGUCUGGCGCGCCAAGCUGCAGAUUUCCAAGUUCCGUGCCGCCGCGCGUAACCUGCUGACCCUUGACGAGAAGGACCCGAAGCGCAUGUUCGAGGGUGAGGCCCUCCUCCGCCGCCUCAAGCUCCUCGGCGUCCUUGACGACGAGCGCAACUCGCUCGACCACGUGCUGUCGCUCACCACUGAGGACCUCCUCGACCGCCGUCUGCAGACCCUUGUCCACCGCUACGGUCUUGCCCGCUCGGUCCACCACGCUCGCAUCCUGAUCAAGCAGCGCCACAUCCGCGUUGGCAAGCAGGUCGUCGACGUGCCGUCGUUCAUGGUCCGCAUCGACUCGGCCAAGCACAUCGCCUUUGACCCGAACUCGCCGUACGUCGGCGGCAAGCCCGGCCGCGUCAAGCGCAAGAACAUGGCCAAGAAGUCCAACAACGCCGAGGACGACGAGUAAGCCUCCUGGUAAACAACAAAAAUCAAGCCCC
Molecule: messenger RNA, 610 nt
Organism: Thecamonas trahens ATCC 50062
Lineage: Eukaryota; Apusomonadida; Apusomonadidae
Product: 30S ribosomal protein S4
Exons: 2
Coding region: 19-579 (186 amino acids)
Biological process (GO): translation; positive regulation of translational fidelity
Cellular component (GO): cytosolic small ribosomal subunit
Molecular function (GO): structural constituent of ribosome; rRNA binding
Source: RefSeq, a predicted model, not a curated record